AGAACACCAACCAUCCUAACUCAUCAAAGUGAUAAGACUGUCUCUCUCUCUCUUUCUCUUGCUUUUGCUCUCACUUUUCUUUGUUCUCGCAGUUUCUUUGUUUUCUCAUUGUUUCGGUUCAAGAAAACCGAAUAAAUACCCUACUACUUCGAUCGAUGUUAACUUCUGUCUUUGCUUCAACCAACCAACGAAGAUAGGAUAAAAAAAAAAAAAUUAAACCCCCGCAAGGCUAGAAACCAUGCGAAAUCUCCGUUCCUUUCCUCUCCAAUUGUUGUUUCGUACACUAUUUACGAUCGGUCUAGUCACUCUUCUCAUGACCGAUGCUUUUGUAAUACAAAACAACAACGCGGCCAACAAAACAAAAGAGUUUACUACAUCUGCGACGAUGAACAACUCCAUUAUGCGCACUAAGGAAAUACAACAAGAGCUUGAAGAUGGAUCAAGACACGGCGAUCUUAGCUACGUAGCCAGCAAAAGAAAAGUGCCUCGUGGACCCGAUCCUAUACACAACAGGAGAGCAGGAAAUUCAAGGCGACCACCGGGAAGAGCAUAAGAAUGGUGAACGCGUGGGGAAGAAUUAGCAAAAAAAAAAAAAAAAAAAAAAAGGCUGAAGCAGAGAGAGAGAGAGAAGUAUUUGUUGGCAAAUAGGUCUUGUAAUGCUGCUAGAUUCUCUUUUCCUUUCAUUUGGGAUCGAAUCCCUUAAAUAUGCUCAAAAUAUUUGUGACCCUACUUUCCUAUUUUUUUAAGUUUUGUUUUUUCCUAGCGAAGAAUUCUUGAGCUAGCUAGAGGAGGUAAAAGAAAACAACUAGACGGAUAUAUAAUUAGAAACAAAUGAUAUAAGAAAAAAAUACACAUAUUGGAGUACUUUUAUAGUGAUCCAUC
Messenger RNA from Thlaspi arvense, 882 nucleotides. The record is from the annotation of a GenBank genome assembly. Lineage: Eukaryota; Viridiplantae; Streptophyta; Magnoliopsida; Brassicales; Brassicaceae.